Messenger RNA from Frankliniella occidentalis (western flower thrips), 1386 nucleotides. RefSeq lists its product as uncharacterized. Bases 1 to 1386 code for a protein of 461 amino acids. Gene Ontology annotation, molecular function: DNA helicase activity. The transcript is spliced from 2 exons. The record is from RefSeq and is a predicted model, not a curated record. Gene Ontology annotation, biological process: telomere maintenance; DNA repair. Lineage: Eukaryota; Metazoa; Arthropoda; Insecta; Thysanoptera; Thripidae.
AUGGACAUUGCCCCUGUCUUAUCAAAAAAUGCUCUUGUAAAUUAUCUUGCCAAGUAUGUUGCAAAGAAUGAAAACUGCUCCUCAGGAUUCAAUGAUCUAAUUGCAGUAAUUUUUGGUGAGUCACCAUUCACUAUUAAAAGUGUUGUGCAACGGUUGUUCAUCAAGGCUAUUUCUGAAAGGGAUUAUUCUGCCCAGGAGGUUGGGCGUAUUCUCAUGCAAAAUGAGCUGGUCAGUUGUAGUCGGAAUUUUGUUUAUGUCUAUCUCAAUAAUGAUGUAAAGAGGAUUAAAGUGGCAACAAACAACAACAAUGCUAAAUGUGGUAGGUCUAUUGUUCAAAAGUAUAUGAACAGAUCUGAAGAUUAUGAAAAUAUUAGUUUAUGGUUAAUGGCACAAUCUUUUGAUUUUUCAAAACAACGUAAGCGUACUAACAAAGCUAUUGUGUCAGUUGUUCCAAAAAUUUCUUAUAAAUUAAGCAAUUUGAACAAUGAAAAUUAUUUUAAACAACAAGUGAUUUUACAUGUACCCUGGAGAAGUGAUCAAGAUUUUCCCACUGACGUAAUGACAUGGCAAGAGAUAUAUGAUUUACAUAAGAGUGUAAUUGAACAACACAAAAAUCAUCUUGGUCUUGAUGGGUUAGUUGCAGCAGUUGAAGAUACAGAAUGUGAUGUAGAUGCUGCAGACACUGCUGAAUAUAUUGCAUCAAGAGAAGAAUGGAUGGCUAUUUCAGCAAUGCGACCCACUCAAGUAACGGAAGAAAUCCAACUGGGCAAUAGAUCAAUUGACAAUUUCAACUGGCACCAGUUAUAUGACAAGUACAAGGACUUCUAUACCAUAAGUGAGUUGCAAACUUUUAUUGCCACUUCAAAGGGCAAUUUUGAAACAUCUGACGAUGACAUUAUCCCUUUUCCGAAUGUGCAUUUGAAUGUUGAGCAAGAGAAGAUAUUGUCUUUGGUCAAAGACCAAAUUGGAGUUAUUGUUGACUCUAGCAAAGCUUGUGGUAAUGUACCUAAAACAGUUGUUGUACAAGGUUCAGCAGGAACUGGGAAGAGUACCGUAAUUCAAGCAAUUACAAAUACAAUUCAAUCUACAUUAGGUGUGGAUUCAGUGCUUGUUCUAGCUCCUACUGGUGUUGCUGCUGUGAACAUAAAAGGUUCCACAAUUCACUCAAGAUUGUUUAUUUCAUCCAUGAAGGAGUUUGCAGAUCUGACCAAUGAAGCAGCAAGAAAAUUUUGCAACAACAUGAAAAAUGUUAAAUUUGUGAUAGUAGAUGAAUACAGCAUGGUAGGAUGUGGAAUGCUCGGGAUGAUUUACUUAAGACUACGACAAGCCACAGGAAGACCUAAUGAUUUAUUUGGUGGAUUAAAUGUGGAAAACAGCAUGGGAUAA